Molecule: messenger RNA, 2121 nt
Organism: Lichtheimia ornata
Lineage: Eukaryota; Fungi; Mucoromycota; Mucoromycetes; Mucorales; Lichtheimiaceae
Exons: 3
Coding region: 1-2121 (706 amino acids)
Cellular component (GO): cytosol
Molecular function (GO): FMN binding; NADPH-hemoprotein reductase activity; flavin adenine dinucleotide binding
Source: RefSeq, a predicted model, not a curated record
AUGGCUCAAUCGCCACCAGCAUUGGAUACUUUGGAUAUCGUCUUUCUCGGCACCAUCGGUCUCGGCACCAUCGCGUGGUUUGCAAGACGCCAGAUUGCCGAACGCCUCUUUGGUUCAAGUGCUGCUUCCGAUGCAAAGACCAAUGGUCACGCCACUCCUGCACCACCCAAACGAGAACGUAACUUUGUAAAGAUUAUGCAAGAACAGGGUCGUAAGGUGAUCUUUUUCUAUGGUUCUCAAACGGGUACAGCUGAAGACUAUGCAUCACGUCUUGCCAAAGAAUGCUCUCAGAAAUAUGGUGUCAAUUGUAUGACGGCUGAUUUGGAAUUGUACGACUUGAGUUAUCUCGACACUGUUCCUGAAGAUUGCUUGGUGUUCUUUGUGAUGGCUACCUAUGGUGAAGGUGAACCUACCGAUAACGCUGUCGACUUUUGGGAUGUCUUGUCGGAGGAGGAGCCUCAAUUCUCGGAAGCCGAUGGCGACAAGCCUCUCCAGAACUUGAGAUACUUGGUCUUUGGCCUAGGCAACAAGACGUAUGAACACUACAAUGCCGUUGCACGCAAUGUCGAUAAGCGUUUGGAGGUCCUUGGAGCUCAUCGUAUCCAUCCACGUGGUGAAGGUGAUGAUGAUGGUUCUCUCGAAGAAGACUUUUUGGCUUGGCAAGAAAACAUGUGGCCCGCCUUUUGUGAAGCUCUUGGUGUGGAUGAAAGUAAUGCUCAUUCGGGUCCUCGUCAAGCAACCUAUUCUGUUGAGGAACUUGUGGACGUGAAUAUGGAUGAUGUCUAUUUGGGUGAAUUGGCUGAGAAACCAAAAGAGGGAGCACGUAUCGUGUAUGAUGCCAAACGUCCUUUCAAUGCACCCAUCGCCAGCAGUCAAGAUUUGUUCACCAGCACCGAUCGUCAUUGUUUGCAUAUGGAAAUCGAUGUCUCUGACAGCAAUCUCUCUUAUCAAACCGGUGAUCACAUUGCUAUUUGGCCCACCAACAGUGAAAACGAAGUCGCUCGUCUCGCAUCCAUUCUUGGUCUCGCUGAUAAACUCGACACGGCUAUUAAUGUCAAGGCUAUUGAUCCUGCUGCAUCCAAAAAGUAUCCAUUCCCUUGCCCUGCUACUUAUCGUGCCAUUUUCCGCCACUACUUGGAUAUCUGUGCUGCUGUGUCUCGUCAAUCAUUGAUGGCAUUUGUGGAAUAUGCACCCACUGAAGAAUCAAAGGAACGCUUACGUCAAUUGGCUAAGGAUAAGGAUGAGUAUCGUUUGACGGUGGGCGAAGCUGUACGCAACUUGGGUGAGGUAUUGGAGAUUGUGGCAGGCAAUGAUGUGAAGCCCGGCUUUUUCUCUUCUGUGCCAUUUGAUUUGGUGGUGGAAAGCAUUUCACGUCUUCAACCUCGUUACUACUCCAUCUCAUCCUCUGCCAAGGAGAGCCCAAAGAAGAUCGCUGUUACUGCUGUUACACUCAGCUACCAACCUGAUCCUACACCUCAACGUACCGUUUAUGGCGUCAACACCAACUACUUGUGGCGUAUCCACACUGCCUCCAAGCAACAAUCCAUUGACGCUGAUUUGCCAACCUAUGAUUUAUCGGGCCCUCGUAAUGCUUUACAUGGCACAAAGUUACCUGUGCACGUGCGUCGAUCACAAUUCAAGCUUCCUCGUAACCCAACUGUGCCUGUUAUCAUGGUGGGUCCUGGUACCGGUGUUGCUCCUUUCCGUGGCUUUGUGCGUGAACGUGCUUUGCAAAAGAGUGAAGGCAAGCCUGUGGGUCCUACUUUAUUGUUCUUUGGCUGUCGCAAUUCCGAACAAGACUUUUUGUACAAGGAUGAAUGGCCAGCUUUGUUCGAUACACUUGGCGAAUCAUCUCGUAUCAUCACUGCUUUCUCACGUGAAACAGCACAAAAGGUGUACGUUCAACAUCGACUUCAGGAGAAUGGUGAAGAGGUUUGGGGAUUGUUGCAACGAGGUGCAUACAUUUACGUAUGCGGUGAUGCAAAGAACAUGGCACGUGAUGUCCAACAAACGUUUGUCAACUUUGGUAUCGAAUUUGGAGGACUUUCGGAUGACAAGGCACAUGACUUCGUAAAGAACUUGCGUAGCACCGGUCGUUACCAAGAAGACGUGUGGAGUUAA